UCUCUCUUUUCAUUUCAGUUCAUUGCCUUUGCCUCUCUAUUCUUCAUCCUAGUUUCAAUCACAACCUUUUGCCUGGAAACACAUGAGGCGUUCAAUACUAUUAUAAACAAAACUGAGCAGGUCAUCAACGGGACAGAAACUGUGCUACAAUAUGAAAUUGAGACAGAUCCUGCCCUGACAUACGUGGAAGGAGUCUGCGUGGUGUGGUUUACAUUUGAAUUUUUAGUACGUGUUGUUUUUUCCCCCAACAAACUUGAAUUCAUCAAAAACCUCCUGAAUAUCAUUGACUUUGUGGCCAUCCUGCCCUUUUACCUAGAAGUGGGCCUGAGUGGGCUGUCCUCCAAAGCUGCUAAGGACGUGCUUGGUUUCCUCAGGGUGGUAAGGUUCGUGAGGAUCUUGCGAAUCUUCAAGCUCACCCGGCACUUUGUGGGACUCAGGGUGCUGGGCCACACUCUGCGAGCCAGCACCAAUGAAUUUUUGUUGCUGAUAAUUUUCCUGGCACUCGGUGUUUUGAUAUUUGCCACCAUGAUCUACUACGCAGAGCGGGUGGGAGCCCAGCCUAAUGACCCAUCAGCAAGUGAGCACACACAGUUCAAAAAUAUUCCUAUUGGCUUCUGGUGGGCUGUAGUCACCAUGACCACCCUGGGAUAUGGGGAUAUGUAUCCACGGACCUGGUCAGGCAUGCUGGUGGGAGCCCUCUGUGCGCUGGCGGGGGUGCUCACCAUAGCCAUGCCCGUGCCUGUGAUUGUUAACAAUUUUGGGAUGUACUAUUCCCUGGCCAUGGCAAAGCAGAAACUGCCGAGGAAGCGGAAGAAGCACAUCCCUCCUGCUCCUCAAGCCAGCUCGCCCACCUUCUGCAAGACAGACUUGAACAUGGCCUGCAAUAGCACACAGGGGGACAUCUGCCUGGGCAAGGACAACCAGCUGAUGGAGCACAACAGAUCAUCAGUGUUAUCAGGUGAAGACAGUGCAGGAAGUGAGCAGCCACUCUCACCUGGUGAAAGGCUCCCUCCCAUCAGACGCUCUAGUACCAGAGACAAAAACAGAAGAGGGGGAACAUGUUUCCUACUGACAACAGGUGAUUACACGUGUGCUACUGAUGGAGGGAUCAGGAAAGUGUUGUACAGAAUUUAUCAUGGAUUUUUGACUGCUGAAAAAGGGACAAUGGAAUUUAGCCAUACCAAGGACUGUACUGGAAAGAGACUACUGCUGCUGAAUGGGCCCUGAUAAACAACUCAUGCCUUCAGGAGGUCACUGAGACUUUACAUGGGAAGUAGAGCUUGUUAAAGAAGAUUAAAGACUGCUCAUGAUUACUGCUGCCAAAUGAAGGGGUGACUAGCCACUGCUGAUGAGUCAGCUGUAAAUAAAACAUGUGUGCAUGGAAUGUCAGUUUUUAUCUCUAUCAAGGAAAGCUGAAUUCAAGUCAUCAUUGCUAAGGCUCCAUGCAAAGACCCACACCCCUGUGCGUAUUCUUCCU
Eurypyga helias (sunbittern) is the source of this 1477-nucleotide messenger RNA. Its product is annotated as potassium voltage-gated channel subfamily C member 2-like. Gene Ontology annotation, cellular component: dendrite membrane; neuronal cell body membrane; voltage-gated potassium channel complex. The transcript is spliced from 3 exons. The annotation marks the transcript as partial. NCBI's taxonomy places the organism in Eukaryota, Metazoa, Chordata, Aves, Eurypygiformes, Eurypygidae. Gene Ontology annotation, molecular function: delayed rectifier potassium channel activity. Gene Ontology annotation, biological process: potassium ion transmembrane transport. The record is from RefSeq and is a predicted model, not a curated record.